GAGCACAGGUCGGCUGUCUGAAGCAUGUGGGGACUGCGGCGGGCUUCGGUGCCUUGGAUGCUGGUCCUGGCGCUCGGUCUUCUGUUCUGUGUUCACAGCGGACACUCGGCGGCUUGCAAGGGAUGCAUUGGAACUUACAAAUGCGACUGCACUGGCAUCAAGGGACUCCCUGGGGAACUGGGGAUCUUCGGGUUGAGAGGUAGUGAGGGUCUGCCUGGAGAUAUUGGACUGGAGGGACCACUUGGACCAAAAGGGGAGAAGGGAGCCGCAGGAGAAGAUGGCGGUCCUGGAGACAAGGGCUACCGGGGAGAAGCUGGCGUCCCAGGAUUCAGGGGUACUCCAGGAAUACCGGGAGCAGUUGGGGAUGAAGGGACCCGAGGACCACAUGGACUUGACGGCUGUAACGGCACAGAUGGCAGCCCAGGACAACAUGGUCAGCCUGGAAUACCCGGAGUGAGAGGUCUUCCAGGAGCAUUUGGCCCCCCUGGGAUACCAGGAGAUCCGGGAGAGGGUGGUGUUAAUACCAAAGGUGUGAAAGGAGACCGGGGAGUCCCAGGAAGACCGGGAAUAGAGGGACUACCUGGCUAUAGGGGUCAACCAGGGAUACCAGGGUAUGCAGGUCCACCUGGAUUUCAAGGAUUCCAAGGGUUACCAGGACCACAGGGUCUGCGUGGAGAUCCAGGAGAGGUCAAGUAUGGAUUACCUGGAAUGCCAGGAGACCAGGGAGAUUUAGGGGAUCCUGGCCCGCCUGGCAAACUUGUUCAUGACGGGGAAGAAGCAGUAGAACACCCUCCUAUAUUCUUAUGGAAAGGGCCAAAAGGUCCGAAAGGUGCCACUGGAGAUUCUGGGUCACGAGGACUGAAGGGUGAACUUGGACCAAAAGGACCACAAGGUCAGCCUGGUUUAAUUGGAGCCAAAGGAAUGAAGGGUGAUCAAGGUCCAGAUGGACAGAGAGGAAAACAGGGUAAAGAAGGACCUGCAGGACCAAGUGGUCCCAAAGGGGCAAAGGGAGCCCCAGGUUAUUCUGGACAGACAGGGGAAGAUGGACCAAAGGGACCACCAGGGACACCAGGUGCAAUAGGCCCACCAGGAGUACAAGGAGUUGAUGGAGAACCUGGGAUUUACAAUCCCAAUCUUGAUGAAGAGGGGGGUCCCGGUGUUAUAGGACAUCAAGGCCCCUUAGGACCUCCUGGAGAUCGAGGACUCUCUGGAAUACCUGGUCGACCUGGAAACAUGGGAUUUAUUGGUCCUCCAGGUGAACCAGGGGAUGCUGGAGCACCGGGACAACAAGGGCCAAAGGGUCUCAGUAUCAAAGGAGAAAGAGGAAAUGAUGGUCUAUCAGGCCCUCAGGGUCCUCAGGGAAGUCCAGGUUUACCUGGACAACCAGGUGCUCUAGGAGAGAAGGGCUUCCCUGGACUCACAAUGACAGGGCCUCCAGGUGAAGAUGGAAUACCAGGACGUGAUGGUUUCAGUGGCCCAAUUGGAGAUCGUGGUGAAAAUGGUUUACAAGGACCAAAGGGGUUUCUAGGUAUAGGUGUCCCUAUUCCGGGCCCCCCUGGGGAGGCAGGACUUCCAGGAUCACCAGGUGCACCUGGGUUGCCUGGUCUUCCAGGAAUGCCCGGGUCAAAAGGUGAACAUGGACCCAAGGGUGAUGACUGUGGAGUGUGUUUACCAGGUCUUCGUGGGCCAAAAGGAGAACCUGGUGAUUCUGCAAGAAAUGGUGUACCAGGCAUUUCAGGUUUCCCUGGACUUCAAGGUCCACGUGGACUCAAAGGCCAGAAGGGUAAACCUGGUCCACAUGGAAGACCAGGUUUAGAUGGAGUGAAUGGAACUGCAGGUAUUAUGGGUGCACCAGGUCCAAAAGGGCAGACAGGCGAAUUAAUAUAUCCACCCUUGAGCAUGUUAUUGGCAGACAAAGGAUCAAUAGGUGACAGAGGAUUUCGUGGAAUUCAAGGACCAAUUGGUCCCCCUGGACCCCCAGGCCUUCCAGGUCAAGAAGGACUUCGAGGUUGGAAAGGAGAAAAGGGUCAACAUGGCCCAGAUGGAGUUCCCGGAAGAAAUGGACGACCAGGUGCAGAUGGCUAUCCUGGCCAGAAAGGUGAAGAUGUCCUGAUCCCGAAGGAGUUCCUCAGAGGAGAUGCAGGACUUGAUGGUUACCGGGGUGAACCAGGGGAGCCUGGUGAUCUUGGAGGUCAGGGGGAACCUGGAGAUGCAGGUCACUUUAUUAUGGAAAUCAAGGGAAUAAAAGGUUUCAAGGGACCUACAGGAGAUCGAGGACGUGAUGGUAACAAAGGAAGCUCAGGUAUUACAGGAAACAUGGGUCUGCCAGGCCUCCCAGGUCCUAAAGGACAACCUGGCAUAUCCAUUGCAGGUCCUGAGGGACUUAAAGGAUAUUCUGGGAUGCCAGGAGAUCAAGGACUCCGAGGACCACCAGGAAUACCUGGCAUGGAUGGCCUACCUGGUCCUCCUGGACCACCUAGUCAGAAGGGUAGUCGUGGAGAUAUAGGACUUGCCAUCUUGAAUGGUGAAAUGGGUAUUAAGGGUGCUAAAGGCCUGAAAGGGGAACCUGGUAGUGAAGGACCUCAAGGAUUGCCAGGAAGACAUGGACCUGUUGGAGAAAAAGGAAAUGUAGGACCAAAGGGUGCACCAGGACUAACAGGACUGAAUGGUUUACCUGGUCAGAAAGGUCUACCAGGUGAUACCGUUCCCGGAGCCCCAGGUGCACCUGGCCUGCCUGGUUUACCUGGUUUGGUUGGCAUAUUUGGAGCACCAGGCCCUAGAGGACAGGAUGGGCCUGGUGGUGUAGCAGGAUUGAAAGGCUUGAAAGGAGAGAUUGGACAGGUGGGCCGGAGGGGAAUUGAUGGAGAACAAGGACCACAAGGAUUUCCUGGAAUAGGUGGACGUAUGGGCAUUCCUGGAUUGCCUGGCCCCACUGGUGAUCAGGGGUCAGUUGGACUCCCAGGCCCUCCUGGUCUACCAGGAAGACCUGGAUUACCAGGACCUCUUGGUGCUAAGGGUGGCAGGGGUGAUUUUGGACCGCAGGGAAAUCCUGGCUUUAGAGGACGACCUGGAUUUCAGGGUCCACGUGGUGACCCCGGACUUCCAGGAAUUGAAGGGCCCCCAGGAGAUUCAUCAUUCAGUGGUCCCAAGGGAGAACAAGGUGAACCAGGUUUGAGAGGGGAACCAGGAAUUGAUGGUCUGCCUGGUCUGGAUGGUCUCCAGGGAGAGCCUGGAGAACCAGGAAGGAUUAUUAAUGGUAUUCGUGGAGAACCUGGGCAAAAGGGUGAACGUGGGUUCAAUGGGAGCCGUGGUCUUCCAGGACUGUCUGGACAACCUGGUGAUAUAGGCUUUGAGGGACCAAAAGGAAUAACUGGUGAGAGAGGUGUACCAGGAUAUACUGGUUUUAAGGGUAGGGAUGGACUACCAGGGUUCAAGGGCCUGCCUGGAAACCCAGGUCUCUCGGGUCCACCUGGACUCAAAGGGGAGAGAGGCAAUGAAGGAGAACCUGGAAUAUUUGGCAGACCAGGUCUGCCUGGUGAUGCUGGACCUAUAGGACUGCAAGGUUUGCAAGGGUUACCAGGACCCAAGGGUCUGAUUGGAGAACCUGGGUACAAGCAGUUUGCACCUGGCUCCAAAGGUGAACCUGGAGUACCAGGUCUGCAUGGACUAAAGGGCUACCAAGGCAUACCGGGUGAGACUGGUGUACCUGGACUGCCUGGAAAAGUGGGUUCCCCUGGUGAGAUUGGUACCCCAGGACUUCGUGGAUUUCCAGGAAUUAGUGGAAGCCCAGGUUACCCAGGAGAAUCUGGUCCUGCUGGUCCUCCAGGAUUACCAGGUUUGGGUGCAGAACCAGGUGAAAAGGGAAGAUCUGGUUUUAAUGGACACCCAGGAAAACCAGGAAGACCAGGCCAAAAGGGAGCUCCUGGGGUCUAUGGACCUGAUGGGCCAAUUGGAAUACCAGGACGACCAGGUGGUAUAAUCCAAGGUCCUAAAGGAAUAUCAGGUUCUCCAGGAUUGCCUGGGCUGCCAGGAAGAUUGGGACCUCCAGGGCUACCAGGGCAGGAAGGACAGCCUGGAGUUCCAGGUCCCAAAGGCAUCCAUGGCUCACCAGGACUCCCAGCACUAAGUUUUAAGGGCAUGGCUGGUACUCCUGGCCUUCCUGGGUUGGAAGGAAUCCCAGGACCAAAAGGAAUUCAAGGAGAUUCAGGCCUCAAAGGACUUCCAGGAUAUGCAGGCAGGAAAGGAGAGAGAGGUUUACCUGGUAUUAAUGGGCCCAGUGGGCUGCCAGGAAUACCUGGUCCCAAGGGAGAGAAAGGUGCACGUGGUGACUCGUUUCCUCCAAGCCAAAGUGUGCGUGGUGCCCCUGGUGAUGCAGGACCCCCAGGUGCUCCAGGAUUUAAUGGUGGCCAGGGACAAAUGGGUAAACCAGGGCGUGAUGGACUUCAAGGUCUCAAGGGAGAUGAUGGAAUACCAGGACGUCCAGGUCUACCAGGACUGCCAGGUCCAAAGGGUCAACCAGGGUUUGCAGGCAGGCCUGGGUUGACAGGGAACAGAGGGCUUCCAGGUUUCCCUGGUUCUAGAGGUGACCCAUCUCCACCAGGACCCCCUCCCAAGAGCCGGGGCUUUUUCUUUACACGACAUUCGCAGACUAUCCAGACACCAGUCUGUCCCAGAGGCACAGUAAGACUGUGGGAUGGUUUCUCUUUGCUACAUUUCCUGGGGAAUGCUAAGGCACAUGGCCAAGAUUUGGGGGCACCUGGAAGCUGUUUACAGAGAUUCUCCACGAUGCCUUUCAUGUUCUGUAAUAUCAACAAUGUUUGCGACUACUCAAGCAGAAAUGACUAUAGUUAUUGGUUGAGUACUGAUUACCCCAUGCCUGCAAUGAUGACACCAAUUGCAGCAAGAGACCUGAGGCAAUAUAUAUCAAGGUGCUCUGUGUGUGAAGCACCCACUCGAGUAAUUACAGUGCACAGUCAGUCAAUACAAUUGCCCGAAUGUCCUGAUGGCUGGGACCCACUCUGGAGAGGUUUCAGUUUCUUAAUGCACACAGAUGCAGGAGCUGAGGGUAGUGGUCAGUCUCUUGUUUCUCCUGGUUCCUGCCUUGAGAAUUUCCGAGCCACACCUUUCAUAGAGUGCCAUGGCAUGGGGCGCUGUAACUACUUUACAACAGCUUAUUCCUAUUGGUUAGCUACCAUAGAAGAUCGGGAUAUGUUCCGAAGACCACGUCAACAAACACUUAAAGCUGGAAGUCUUGAAACAAGGAUAAGUCGCUGCACAGUUUGCAUCAGACAAAGACGAGAAAGCCGUCUAAAUAUUGCUGACACAGGUGAAAACAUACGACCAGUUUACAUCCCACCAGGAAACUAAACUCGUAACUUCCGUUUCACUCAUCGCGGUGCUUAAAAGAAACUUGUAAAAUAUUAUUCUCCUUCUAGGAAGUGUGUUAAGUGUCAAAAUAUGGAUAAAUUUAAAGAGAACUGAUGCAGGGCCAUUUUCUAACUUUGAGUUUUUGUAUCUCUUGCAGCAAACACAUAUUUAUUAACGAGCAAUUGUGAAAUACUAAGCACUGCAUAUACUUUCAUUUGGAAACAGCAUAUUGUAUCUAGACCUAUGGAAUAAUUCAGUAUAAAUGUAGAAAUGAAAAGUCUUUAUGUUUGUGCAACAAAGGAUUGAUUUUCCACAUUUAUCUUGGACUUUGGCAUGCUCCCUAUAUCAGAUAAAACCUGCAAGUUAACAGUUAUUUUCAAUUUUAAAUUAAUGUGAGAACCAAAAUAUUUUCUGUGGACAGCAGAACGACAAUUUAAAAUACACAUCUUCAGAAACAGUAGCAUUCUUUCUUGAUAUGCAUUGCUUCAGUUGUACAAAUGAAUUAGGAAGUAUGAAGAAAUGUUUGAAAUAUUUCAAAAUGUUAAUGUAAGAAGACACAUUUGGAACAAAUGGAUGUUUUAGUUCUCUUUCAUUCGUCUGCUUUAAUGCCUCUGGCUAAGAAUGUUUUCAGUCGGCACCUACACAACUACAUUACAGGAACCUGUGUGCUGCAGUGUCAUAUAAUGAAGGAUAACAAUGCAACAGUCACUGUUCAACAAUGUGCCAAAACUGUUGUUUUAAAGAAACAAAAGGACUACAGUUUCUGUCAUCAUUCCAUCAUCAUCAUCAUUUCUAUUGUUUCAUUGCCAUAGAUUAUUUCAGUUUGAUUAUAUGUAACCCUUUCACUGCCAGUCUGCCAACAUUAGCCUGCUAUUCAGAAGUUGGACAUCAAUGCAAUAUUUCAUCUCUACACUUAUUGUGACAUUAAAAAUUACAUUUGUAUCUAAUGAAAUUAAUUCCUUGCUUUUCUACUUUGCUGUGUUAUUUCUUGAAACAAAAUGCUUAUCUUACGGUACUAGAAUAUUUUGUAGAAAAAUUUUAUAUUCAUAUAUACCGAACACUUUUCUGUAUGAAAUGUUGCAUGCACAACAGUGAAAGGGUUAAUGUGUUAAGAUUGAGUGACAUAUUAAAAAUAAAAUUAUGCUCUUAUUUGUACAGUUUUAUAUUACUGUGUUUGUAUGUAAUUUACUUAAUGAAAUUAAUAGUGCUAUAGGUAAGCUUUCAAAACUGAAUUUAUUGACGUGUCUCAGAAAGGACCUACUGAUAUAAGGAACAUGCAGUUCCAUGUUUUAUGUUUAGCCUUUAUAAGGCAAAGUAAUUAGUUACACUGCCAAUCCACUGCCAGUUGAUUAUUAAUCAAUAUAUGUCUGCAAUAUUAGCAGGCCCUGUGUUUCAAUCACACAAAUCAAUGACAUGGUAUUAUAGGCUUUAUGCUGUUUUUUCUCAGUAAUAAACCAACAAAGAAAAGUGUUCCUACUUCAGUAAACACCACAUAACUUUAAUACCUAAUGCUAUUCUAAUUUUGAUGUCCGUAUUAUACUGUACAUGUCAUACAGAGAUGCUUAAAUAAUGAAACAGUUAAUUUUGAAUUAUAGUUACAGAAUGACAUCAGCUUUCUUCAUCACUCUGUACUUGAAACUUGACUUAAUAAACUAUUUAAUAACAGGGA
This is a messenger RNA of Cryptotermes secundus, 7036 nucleotides long. Its product is annotated as collagen alpha-1(IV) chain. NCBI's taxonomy places the organism in Eukaryota, Metazoa, Arthropoda, Insecta, Blattodea, Kalotermitidae. The record is from RefSeq and is a predicted model, not a curated record. Gene Ontology annotation, molecular function: extracellular matrix structural constituent. Bases 25 to 5367 code for a protein of 1780 amino acids. The transcript has 34 exons. Gene Ontology annotation, cellular component: basement membrane; collagen trimer.